Cimex lectularius (bed bug) is the source of this 2301-nucleotide messenger RNA. RefSeq names its product zinc finger protein SNAI2-like. Lineage: Eukaryota; Metazoa; Arthropoda; Insecta; Hemiptera; Cimicidae. The record is from RefSeq and is a predicted model, not a curated record. Gene Ontology annotation, molecular function: RNA polymerase II cis-regulatory region sequence-specific DNA binding; DNA-binding transcription factor activity, RNA polymerase II-specific. The transcript has 2 exons. Gene Ontology annotation, biological process: regulation of DNA-templated transcription. The coding region runs from base 590 to 1744 and encodes 384 amino acids.
GAGAAAUGCAAGAAUGUCCGAUUUACAUAGGAAUUGCCGUUUUGCGAAAAGUCUACGAAAUGACCCCAUAUUGUCUUGUCGGAAUGUCAAUGUCUGCGGAUUGAAAAAGAUAAACACCAGCCGGGGAAAAAUCUGUCUUCGAGUAGAGAGUAGAAGGAAAGAGUGAGAGGGAGAAAGCAUAUCUCUCCUUAGAUCGGCGCUUGUGAGGGUGGAAGGAAAGCCAGGCACCUGUAUUCCGAUACUGGAGGGAGUCCCGCUAAGCGGUCGGCUGGUGGGGGAUCUAAACGUUAUGAUUGGAUGGAGGCACGUGCUUUUACCCCUCUACAAUCUUAGCAGACCACCUGACCUAGCAGCUGCCAGCGGGAGACCGGUAGUUCACCGGCAUGUCCCACUGACACUUGUAGAGGGGGUUCAUUUGGGAGGGGAUACCUAUAAGUAGCUCCCACUAGCUGUCCGUCUUCAUAACCGUGCGUCAUUCCGACUCGAUCAGAGAGACGAUCCGCGGCCCGACCGACACUGAGGAUUACGUAGUGCUGAAAGUGUUGUGCAGCGGACUUUUGAACUUGUGACACAGUGGUUCUGCGCCAAAAUGCAUAUAGUCAACGACGAGCCUUCCAUACCCAGGACCCUACCGUUCAAAAAGAGCAAUUAUUCACAUUGCCCUUUGAAGAAACGGCCGGUCCCGCUGAUGGUGAAAGACGAUUCCGAGCAAAGAGAUGUUAGUGACGACAACUCGGAACCGGAAAACUUGAGCACGAAGCCAGAAGAUUUAACGUGCAAGUCUUUGACGCCUUCGAUCGGUGUCGCCCUGAUUUCGGCGAAGAAAGAACCUCAGAGCCCUCAGAGGACGGAAGAGAGUACGAUGUCAUUGGGUCUACCCUAUUCCGGAAGUUUUCUAGCAAAAUCCGGCCCCCUGGAACCACUGAAUCUGAACACGCAGUCAGAACUGCAGGCAUGGCCCAGACCUUACUAUCCGUCUCACUACAUUCCGCUCAACUAUCACUACUCUUCGGAUCUGUACAAUUACUACAACGACAAAUACACGCCGAGUCCAUCGCCGCCGCAACAGCCCCCAUUUCUUCCAGUUCAACCGAAGCCGAUGUAUAUGACUUACAGCGGUGAAUGUGUACUUUCUCCGGCUUCGUCCACUUCCUCUUACGGGGGGCUUUAUUCGCAGUCGCCGACAACUCCGGAGGAUCUCUCGUCGCCGGGAAGCGUCGGUAGUUCGAGCCCACCCAGGAAAAACAAGGAUUCGCCGAGAUAUCAGUGCGUCUUUUGUAACAAAUCCUACACCACCUACUCUGGCCUGUCGAAACACCAGCAGUUCCAUUGUUCGGCGAACGAAGACUCAACGGCAAAAAAAUCAUUCAGCUGCAAACACUGUGAUAAGGUUUACUUCAGCCUCGGCGCCCUCAAGAUGCAUAUAAGGACGCACACGCUGCCCUGCAAGUGCAAACUUUGCGGAAAAGCCUUCUCCAGGCCGUGGCUCCUGCAGGGCCACAUUCGGACGCACACCGGCGAAAAACCGUUCACCUGCCCCCAUUGCAACAGGGCGUUCGCCGACAGAUCGAAUCUCAGGGCCCAUUUGCAGACACAUUCGGACGUUAAGAAAUAUUCCUGCCCCACCUGCUCCAAAACGUUUUCGAGGAUGUCCCUGCUCACGAAGCACGUCGACGGCGGCUGCCCCGGUACGAAUUCUACGACCGGUGAAGACAUGUACAAACAAGAAAUGUAUUCAAACUAAUUGUAUUGGUAAUGCUUACAAAUAUGCACACCAUUGCAUUCCUAAGUCAACUGUUGUAAAUAAGUAGCCAGUUAAGCAAAUGUCUUUGGGACAAUAAGUUGAGUCAAAAAUUCUACUUUUUUAAUUUAUUUAUUUAUUCUUAUUUUUUAUUUUAUUUUUAUUUUAACGAAUAAAGCUUUUGAAUGGCUAGAUAUAUUAGAAUUAAAAAAUAAGACUGAUUUGUAUGUAAUUAUCGUUUUUCUUAGCAUUAUUUCAAACAAUUACGGCCAACGUAAAAAUUCACAGUACAAAGUUGUUAGAAUUGUUAUUGACCGCAGUGGUCCAUACUUGAAAGUAUUUCAAUUUACCGCAGGUCGAUUUUUAAUUUCAAAAAUGUGCCAUUGAGGAAUGUAAUACCAAAAUUAUAUAUUUGUAUUCCUUGAUUUAAGUUUCCUGUUAGCCAUUCAGUUCUAGUCAUCUUAGCGUAUAUUUAGGUUUAUUGGAAAUAAAUCAAAUGUUGUAUAUAACAGAGCGACGUCGAGCAUUGAGCUGUACAAUAUAAAAUAUUGUAAAUAAUG